AUGUCGUCCCCUCCGUACCACAACGACAAGCUACCUGAGUACUCGAGUACGCCUCCUACAUAUAAGUCUUCUCUCAGCUACUACGGGUUAUCUUUGGUCAAGACCGAAUUUAACUCCCCUUACCACUAUAACCACGGAAAAAGGUCCUGGAAACCUGUUCUCCUUGAGUUGAACUCCACCCAGCUCAUAAUAUACGAUGUCAAGUUCGAUAGAAAGCUCUUGAACUUGGUGUUGGCACUUUACCACAGUGAAAACUACUUGGAAGAGGUGAUGGAGAUGAUCUUGACCAAAAAAUCAGAGCAUCUCGAUUUCGUCGAAGACUUGUUUUCUGGCGAUGCCUAUAGCGCAGGAAGCUCAGCAUCUGGAACUGGUCUUAACGGAAGCAUCAACAACAAGUCUGCUGCUAUUAGGAACAAGUUCCAAAGAUCGAAGUUCUCUCAUAGCUUGACCAAAGAUUUGAACGAUUAUUACGAUAUAAUUAGAGACAACCAGCUCUUGUUUGAGCCCACCACCUCCGAAGUAGAGUACGCCAAGUUCUCCUCCAGAUACAGGGGUGAAAAGUUGCAUACCUACACCAUCCAGAACCUGAGAUUCGGUAGGGCUCCGACCUUAAAGGAAUACUUCAAGAAUGGCAAGUGCAACCCGGAGAAUUUGGCCACUCUCGUCAAGUACAAGAACUCCUUGAGAGUCAGAAUCGAGUUGAAGCAGAUGUUAUUCCAAUUCUGGUCGUUCUACGGGUUUACCGAAUGGUACAGGCAGUUUGGUAUUAGUAAAGAUCUUCUGACGUCCAUUGACGAUAGAGAGUUGACCAAACUUAGAACCAUUCCAGCACGUUACACCAGAUGGUUGCAUGAAUGGGUGCAAAUUCUGGAGGAAUUGGGCCUUGAAUUUGAUACAUUAGAGGGAAUGUCCAAUUUCGCUACGAAUGCAUCAUCACCAGCCGCAAAUGGCAGUAAUUUCUCCGAUGAGAAGGACAGCCUUUCUCUAUAUUCCAGUAGAUCUUCGGUAUUUGAUAGAGAAAGAUCCAUGUCUAUACUGUCUACCGAUACUAUAGCCACGAGCACUUCCACGGGAUCUAAUUCCGGUGCAUUAUUCAAGAAAUAUGACAAAUUCAAAAUCUAUUCAUUAGACAACUACUAUACGCCGUUGGAACAGCAUUAUAUAACCAACUGUGUUUCCAAAUUAAACACUUUUGAUAAGUGGACAGGCGUUGGAGUCACUAUAUCCAACUUUCACCAGUAUCUCAAUGCUGCGCAACUCAAACGUCUUCAUAUGGCGCCAGAGGGAAGAUCUAUUGAUCUUUUCAUUGACCCAUCCAAGCUAGAAAACAGCCUGCUCUGGAAGCUUGGUAGAAAGAAGAACGUUGACAAGGUCGUUGAAAAGGGAGAAUGCAGGCAAUUUAUCAUCCUUCAACACGGUUUAGUUAGCGUCGUCUCAUAA
Molecule: messenger RNA, 1440 nt
Organism: Dujonia railenensis
Lineage: Eukaryota; Fungi; Ascomycota; Pichiomycetes; Serinales; Debaryomycetaceae
Source: the annotation of a GenBank genome assembly